AUGAGCGUCCCUCUAGGUGAUAUCAUUUGGACCUGUUUCAAGCCGAUGAUUAAAAUUUACUUGAUCAUCGGUACAGGAUUUGGACUAGCUAAAAUAAAUAUCCUUUCAGUGGAAGCUACUAGAGCCAUUUCAGAUAUUGUUUUAACGCUUUUAAUGCCGUGCUUGGCAUUUAGCAAGAUCGUGGGUAAUAUUCAAGAUAGUGACAUCAAAAAUGUUGCCAUAGUGUGUCUAAGUUCACUUCUCAUAUUCGGUACCGGAUUAUUUGGAGCCUUCGUAAUUAGCAAAACAAUGCCAGUACCAAAACAAUGGCGUGGUGGUAUAUUAGCCGGGGGUAUGCUCCCCAACAUUAGUGAUCUGCCCAUUGCAUACAUCCAAACGUUGGACCAAGGUUUGGUGUUUACUGAAGAAGAAGGUAAUAAAGGUGUUGCCAAUGUCAUCAUUUUUCUAACGAUGUUUCUACUGUGUUUGUUCAAUUUAGGUGGAUUUCGAUUAAUCGAAUCUGAUUUUAAAUAUAAUGAUGAGGAAUCUGGCAGCACAGAAGCUGAUAAUUACGAACCCACACAACAACUAUCGAUUCCUGAUGAAAAUAGUAGCAGUGAACUCUCAGGCAAAGAAGCCUAUGGCCAGGUACAAAAGCCACCUUCAUCUGCAUCACCAUUGGAAAAUUUAUCAAGAUCACCUAGUCAUAAUCAUCCCCCAAGCAUAGCAUCAAACCCAACAACCGUAGCAUCUUCUCCGAAUGGAUAUAAUAAUCCCGAGCGUAGUCAACCAUUGGCAUAUACACAAAAUUCACAAACUGGAAGCUUGAGAAUGAGACGGCCAUCAGUGAGUGAGUCUAUUCGUACUAUCGAUAGAAGAGAAAUGCCUCCCGAAGAUGUUACCCACUUAAUUCGUGAAUAUUCGAACGUUGACCAAUACGGUCACCGUCGUAGAAGUACUACCGCCAGAAGUACGAGUAAUGAUUUUGGUGAACUACCCAGAACUUCAACCAGGGGUCAAUCAUCCAUGGAGAGAAUUAGAUCUUCAACGCUGACUAGAAUGUUAACCUCAGACGCUACCGUUGGUAAAGAAGAUAUUGAAGACUCAGGUAAGGGUUCAUUACCAAAAUGGAUGCGUAAGGUCCGCAUAACGAAAUAUUUCAUUUUCUUUUUAAAGAAUUGUUUGAGACCUUGUUCCCUGGCUGUCAUUGUAGCUUUAACCAUUGCAUUUAUUCCCUGGGUCAAAGCAUUAUUUGUCAGUGGACCAGGCAUCCCACAUAUUAAUCAGGCGCCUGAUCAACAACCACCUCUAAGUUUUAUUAUGGAUUAUACUAGUUAUAUUGGGGCUGCUUCAGUUCCGUUCGGUUUAUUACUUUUAGGUGCAACUCUAGGAAGGUUAAAGAUUAAAAAAUUGUAUCCUGGUUUCUGGAAAUCGGCACUUUUGUUAGUUUGUUUGCGACUAUGCAUCAUGCCCAUCUUAGGAGUUCUUUGGUGUAAUCGUCUCGUAAGAGCAGGUUGGUUACACUAUGAUGAGGAUAAAAUGCUCCUCUUUGUCAUUGUCCUUGAUUGGGGAUUACCUACAAUGACGACAAUCAUCUAUUUCACUGCAAGUUACACUCCACCGGACGCUAAAGAAACUGUUCAAAUGGAUUGUGUUUCAUUCUUUCUAAUGAUUCAAUACCCUAUCCUAGCUAUCAGCCUACCAUUUUUGGCUAGCUUCUACAUCAAGGUCAAAUUGAAGGCAUAG
This is a messenger RNA of Zygosaccharomyces rouxii, 1725 nucleotides long. RefSeq names its product putative ATPase ECM3 (gene ECM3). The record is from RefSeq and is a predicted model, not a curated record. Gene Ontology annotation, cellular component: membrane. NCBI's taxonomy places the organism in Eukaryota, Fungi, Ascomycota, Saccharomycetes, Saccharomycetales, Saccharomycetaceae. Gene Ontology annotation, biological process: transmembrane transport. The transcript has a single exon. Bases 1 to 1725 code for a protein of 574 amino acids.